AUGAACCGCAGGACCUUGGCGUUCCGGGGGGGAGGCCUGGUCAGCGCCGCCGCCGCAGUAGGAGGCGGCGGCCCGAAAGCUAACGGCAACAGUGACCCGGGCGAGGCGUGGGUCCGCCAGGAGGCAGAGCAGCUGAACGGCCAGGGGGUGGAGGAGGAAGUGGAGCUGGAGACGGUGGAGCUGGAGGUGGCAGCGCUGGAGGCCCCGGACGCCGCCGCCGCCGGGAAGGAGCUCCUGCUCUUGCCCACCGCUCCCGCGGACUCGGCCACUGCCGCCCCGGCCGGCCCCAUGUUCGCCGAGAGGAACCGCCGGACCCUGGCCUUCCGCGGCGGGGGCUCGUCGUCGGCGAACAAUAGCUGCAAGGUGGCGGGGGCGGCCUGGCCGCGGCGGCCGCUGAACGGGCGGGGGGGCGGCGGUGUCGGUGUCGGGGCGGCGGAGGAGGAGGAGUUGGAGCUGGAGGGCCUGCUGGAGGGGAAGGAGCUGGUGCAGGACGGCGGGUCGCUGAGCGACAGCACCGAGGACGAGGAGGACGGCGAGGGCGGCAGCCUGGGCGAUGGCAGCGGCGCCGAGGGCGGCAGCUGCAGCAGCAGCAGGCGGUCCGGGGGGGACGAGGCGGAGGUCAGCAGCCUGGGCGCGGGGGAGGGGGAGAGCAUCCAGCACUUCCCGCUGGCGGCCCGGCCCAAGUCCCUGCUGCAGAAGCUGCACGUCUCCUUCCAGGGCGCCUGGCUCAAGGAGUUCCCCUGGCUGCAGUACUGCCAGCAGACCGGGCUCAUGUCCUGCGCCUGGUGCGCCGCCGCCGCCGCCGCUGCCGCUCUCUCCGCGGACGGCGGCAGCCGUCACAGCAGCAGUUGUGGGGGCCACGACGAGCUUUGCAAGGGCACCCGCAACUACAAGCGAACCCUACUUCUCAGGCAUCAUGUUUCUGCUGAGCACGGACUCAACGAGCCUGUCAGCGCCGAGCAGGAAUCAGAAAGACCAUCAGAACUGGCUAAUGAAAGCGAUUGUGAUUAUAAUGUUAGGCCAAAUGAGAACUCUUACUGCUAUCAACUCUUGCAAGAAUUAAAUGAGCAGAGAAAGAAGGGCAUUCUCUGUGAUGUCAAUAUUGUGGUGAGUGGAAGAGUCUUCAGAGCCCACAAAAAUAUCCUGGUUGCAGGCAGCCGUUUCUUCAAAACUCUGUAUUGCUUUACAAACAAAGAAAGCCGUAACCAAACCACUGUUACCUACUUAGAUGUUGUUGCUGUUCAAGGAUUCUCAGUCAUCUUGGACUUCUUAUAUUCUGGUAACCUUGUGCUUACAAGCCAGAAUGCUAUUGAAGUAAUGUCAGUUGCCAGCUACCUUCAGAUGACAGAGGUUGUCCAAUCCUGUCGAAAUUUUAUCAAAGAUGCCUUAAAUAUAAGCAUAAAAUCAGAAGCUCCAGAAGCUGUAGUUGUGGAUUACAAUAGAAGGUCGGUUAGUAGGGAUGGAUUGUCAUCAAGGGAUCAGAAAGUUGCUAGUUUCUGGGCAACAAGAAAUCUUACUAACUUGGCAAGCAGUAUAAAAACUGAGAAUGAUGGCUACUGCAUUGAUGAAGGCCAGUCUGAAAACUACCAAAUCAAUGAUUGGGUCCAGGACAGCUCUCCUGAAAUGGCUGAAAAUGAGUCUCAGGGUGAAGGGAAAGUCUUUGUAUGGAAUGAUAUGAGUUCACAAGGACAGUUUUUUCAAGAACCUGGGAAAACAAGAAGGAAAAACCAAACUACGAAAAGGUUUAUUUACAAUGUACCACCCAAUAAUGAAGAAACGUUAGAAGAACGCUCGACUCAAACAUCAGUCCAGUACCCAGAAGAUCUGCAGUUCAUUAAAGAAGAAGCAGGUACUUCUAAUGAUUUCAAGUUUGGAAUGUUUCCUGCUAUCUCAAAUGAUUUCAAGUUUGGAUUGUUGCCAGGUACUUCAAAUGAUUUCAAGUAUGGAUUGUUACCUGAAUCUUGGCCAAAGGAAACCUGGGAAAAUGGUGACUCAUCCUUAAUCAUGAACAAACUGAAGUGUCCACAUUGUAACUACGUAGCCAAAUACAGAAGAACACUAAAGAGACACUUGCUCAUUCAUACAGGAGUGAGAUCUUUCAGCUGUGACAUUUGUGGAAAGCUAUUUACUCGAAGAGAACAUGUGAAGAGACAUUCCUUGGUUCACAAAAAGGAUAAAAAGUACAAAUGUAUGGUAUGCAAGAAGAUAUUCAUGCUAGCAGCCAGUGUUGGAAUAAGACAUGGAUCUCGACGCUAUGGUGUUUGCGUUGACUGUGCAGAUAAAUCUCAAUCAGGAGGGCAAGAGGGAGUAGACCAGGUUCAGGACACAGAUUUUCCAAGAGAUGAAGAGUUUGAGGAAAAUGAAGUGGGAGAGGCUGACGAAGAACUGCCUGAAGAUGUAGAAGAACAGAAUGACCAGACCCGAUGGGAUGAAUCUGGGGAAAUCUGCGUGCCUUUAGAAGACUGACAGGGCAAGAUGGCCUUCCAGAUGCUUUAUUUGGACAUCAUAUGGAUUGACCAUGUAGAUUUCUUGACUGAAGGCUUGGAAAACAUGGUACAGGCUGGAUGGAAGUUAUGUUGCUGUGAAAAUUGUAGGGUCAAAGCCUUAUAGCAAAAAAGGAUUAUUAAUUUUUUAAAGAUAU
Gekko japonicus is the source of this 2641-nucleotide messenger RNA. RefSeq names its product zinc finger and BTB domain containing 10 (gene ZBTB10). Gene Ontology annotation, biological process: regulation of transcription by RNA polymerase II. The record is from RefSeq and is a predicted model, not a curated record. The coding region runs from base 1 to 2466 and encodes 821 amino acids. NCBI's taxonomy places the organism in Eukaryota, Metazoa, Chordata, Lepidosauria, Squamata, Gekkonidae. Gene Ontology annotation, molecular function: RNA polymerase II cis-regulatory region sequence-specific DNA binding; DNA-binding transcription factor activity, RNA polymerase II-specific; protein binding. The transcript has 5 exons.